AGGAUUCCGUUGCCAGUCACUGUGCUCUGAGAACGAGUUCUACUGCAAAGCCACUGCAACGAACAGGUCUCUGAAAGUGUUCUCCUCUGUGUGCUGAAAGGAAAACGGUUAACCUCUUCUCCUUCCUCUCUCACCAGGUGUGAAUAGGAAGUUGUCCCUUGUUAUUGUGUCUUUCCUUGGUCAUCUCUGUCCUGUCCCGUACUGUACUUCUGACGAUAGAGAACGUGUCUGCACAGACCUUGACUCACCACCGGGAGUCCCACACCGGCUUACCAGCCAUAAGGAAAGACCUCCCUGGCCGCCACUGACACCCAUCAUGGCAGACAGUCGCCAACCUGAGGACAGCCACCCCCAUUGGGACACGUCAGGAGCACAGGACCCCUCUCCCCCAGCCCACGGGGCUAACGGCUACCCCCCCUCAUACAGGGCGUGCCAGCCAGGAACGGCCCAUGGAGCAGCACCCCCCUCCUACACCUCCAGAGAGAACUGCUUCAAUGGAGACCAUGCAGUUACGGCUGAGCAAGUUUCUGCACGAAUCGUGCAAGAGGUGACAGCAGAAGCAGUGGCAGUACUGAAGGGAGAACAGGAGACAAGACUGCAGUCAGUUGAAGACACGGCAAACCUGCCCCCCUCUCCUCCUCCCUCACCUGCUGCUGAGCACUGCUUUAGACCCCUGGAGCAAGAUGUAGGGGAUGAGGAGAAGGAGGUCUGCCCUCUCCGCCGCUUCCAAAAUUCUCGGGAGAGGUGCAAGUUCCUCGCCCCCUCCAUCUCUGUGUCUGUGCCCGAGGAUGACCCCUACCACUCUGACGAGGAAUACUAUGAUCACCCCUUGUUCAGCCCUGAGUGGGAUCGCUCGGUCUCCUCUCGGCCCUCAGUGCUGGCCGCUGCCUUUAGACAGAUCCAAGAGACUGUCGAGGCUCUUACAGAUAACUUCAAAGAGGAGGAGGAGGAGGAGGAGGAGGAGGAGGAAGAAGUGUUGAUGUUGGAGGAGGAUGAGGAGAUGGAAGGGGCAGCAGCAGAAAUCGUGGCUGCUCUUGAGGAGCUGUGGAGUGGGGAUGAGCCUGAGCCAGACGGCCCCCCAACCAAGCCCUUAGAACAGGCUGCGGCUGUAGGCGAGGCCCAGGCUGGGCCCCCUGUGCAGGCAGUGGCAUUUAGUGCUGCUCUUGAUGGCCCUAACGGGAGGGAGGAGGAGGUUGAGGAGGAGGAGGAGGUGACAGUGCCUGAGGGGAAGGAGGAGAGCCUUGAUGAAGACUUAAAGAUGGACAUGGAGAAACCAGGCAGUGAGAGUGGAUGCCUCAGCCCAGACUUCACUGAACCAGAGUGUCCAGCUUUCUCCAGCGGGGACCACACAGCACCCCCCCUGUAUCCCAAAACAGAAAUGGCUUCUCCGUCCCCUUCCCUUUCUAACAGCCAGAGCCAAGCCAAAGAGCCUACCAAAAUGUCUAUACCAGAUGUACCUAAAACAGUCUCAGAGAAGCAGCCGUCAGUGGAAGUUCUUGAGUCCAGUAACCUCACAACGGUUGCAGUGUCUGGGUUCACUAGAGCUGGAGACAAAGAUCAAGGUCAAGGUGUCUCCUCUGACUCUAACAAAGACAAAUCUGGCAUGUCGUCUUAUUUCGAGACUUUGGCCCUGAAGGCAGAUGAGGGAUCCAAGGAGGCUCAAGCAGCAGAAGGUUAUUAUGAACUGAGCACCGCAGGUCUAGAGAAGAGCUUAGGGAGAAGCUCCCCAACAGUUACGUCACCCCCUGAGAUCAACUACAGCAUGUUGGCACAAACACAGUCAGUGGAGAAGAAGCCAGACACCAAGACGAGUCCGAUGGGAGAUCAAAAGGAUACCUUACCGGCCCUGGACAGGAGCAACGAAUGUAGGCUUUCCCCCGGGAAGUUGGCCCUGGAUCAGAGAAGCUACUCUCUCAACAUUACGAUUGGAUCGAUGGAUCCCAGUGGCCAGGGCCUACCUAGGAACUUCUCCCCACUGGCCACGGACAUCAUGUCUUUUACCAGUGGCAGUCUGGAUGAGUCUGUCAACUAUCUCCCAGUCACCACCCUUUCUGCAGAGAAGGUGCCCCCGCCUUUCCCUCCCCUGAUCCUGGAGACGGCCGCCUCAGUCACGUCUGACUCCUCGUCUCCUCCCUACAACACAGGAGAGAUCCCCGGCGAAAAGACCAGCCCCCAGGGGUCAGAGUCGCCAGAGUCUCCCUUUCCACCCAAAUACUACUACAAAAACGGGACAGUCAUGGCUCCUGACCUACCUGAGAUGCUGGACCUUGCAGGCACCAGGUCUAGACUAGCUUCUGAGAACAAUGACCCAGAGACCAUGAGGAGGAAGUCUGUCCCUGCAGACGCCCAAGGCAUUGGGAGCGACUCCCUGGCCAACCUGGUCCUGGGGGACCAGAAUCAGAGCCAGGGUCUUGCCAAGAGUGAGAGCCAGCUGGAAGAGUUGGGUUACUGUGUGUUCAGUGAGUACUCAGGGCCCAUGCCUUCCCCUGCUGACCUCCAUAGUCCCAUUGACUCCCCGCCCCAGCGCUUCACCCCUAUGGCUCUGGAGGAAAAGAUGGCAGAGGAAAAACUGAAGAUUGAAGCUAGAGACAAACUAGCCGAAGACGAGAAGACAAAUCAGUUAAUUGUGUGUGACGGUUCCAAAGAAAAGGAAGAAGCAAAACAAGUAGAACGGAAAGAUUCCGCUUCAGAGGAAAAAGACAACAAAGAGAUCAGCCAUGAAAAAUCUGCCAUGGAGGACCAAAACGACAAACCGGCCUCAGCUCUGAAGUCAGCAGAGUCCUUUGUGACUCCUACGGUAAUGGUCACCCUGGAUGAGGAGGGAAAGGCAGAGAACGAGGGACCAGAGACAGAUGCUGAGAUAGCUGCCUACGAGAGGCAGAUCCGCCGGCUGGAGAUGGAGGACAGGCCCCUGAGCAUGGAGGAGGAGCGAGAGCUGCAGGAGUUAAGGGAGAAGGUGAAGGACAAGUUCUUGGUGCACCAGGAGGCAUACGAGGAGGUGGAUGCCGAAGAUGUCUACCAACUGACUGGGGUUGCCAAGGACCGGAUCAGCAGGCCCGCCAGGCCCUCCCCGGCCUCCUCCGUGGAGAGCACCACAGAAGAAGAGAAGGUUCCAGUUAUGGACACCGAGAAACCUAAACAGACGGGAGGUCAGACAACGCCUCCAAAGGUUGACUUCAUGGCGACAUCUCCGUCUGUGUCAGGUGGUGGUGUGAGCACCACAGAAGAAGAGAAGGUUCCAGUUAUGGACACCGAGAAACCUAAACAGACGGGAGGUCAGACAACGGCUCCGAAGGUUGACUUCAUGGCGACAUCUCCGUCUGUGUCAGGUGGUGGUGUGAGCACCACAGAAGAAGAGAAGGGGAAAGUUAGCGAAGAGAAGCUGAAGAAGGAGCAGGUUGUAGAGGUCAAAGAAAAGAACAUAGAAGAAAAGAAAAAGGAAGAUGGGGAGGAGGAUAAUAUAGAGCAGGUGGUGGAACAGGAGGAAAUCAUGAUAGAGAUAAAACCAACAAAUCCUGGAGAGAAAGAAGAGAAGUUUGAGAAGGAUAUAAUGAAAGACAAGGAGGAAGAAGAAGAAGAAGAGGAAGAUGGUGAAGUUCUGGCAGGGGCAGGAGCAGCGGUGGAUGACGUUCCAGAGCCCAGAGCUGCCAUAGAGUCAGUGGUGACUGUAGAAGAUGACUUCAUCACUGUAGUCCAGACCAUCGACGAGGGCGAGGAGCCAGGACACAGCGUGCGUUUCUCUGCUCCACCUGAGCCUGAGACACCACAGGCUCUCCACGAGCAGGAGGAAGAGGAGGAGGAGGAGUCCCAGGAGGUGGAGAUCAUGGAGGCAGCAAGUCUGGAGGAGGUGGGGGAUGUCUCAGAGGAGGUCUGUGAGAAGGAGGUGCAGGCCUCCCCAGAGAAGGAGGUGCAGACAGAGACCGAGGGACAGACAGAGAGCUACGACAGAGACGAGACCACCAUGGACGACUCAAUCCUAGACAGCUCUUGGGUCGACACUCAAGACCUCUGCACUGUAGAUGUGGAUGAUGACAAGAGCAUGGCUACAGAGCAGAUCGAGCCCCUGAGAGCCGACCGGGUCCCAGCCCCACCAGUCAAGAAGGAGAAGACUCCCCAACACCAGAAGCAGGAGAAGCAGCCAGUGAAUCCCAAGGCUAAAGGGGGGCGGGUGAAAGCGAGCGAGGGGCACGUCUCCACACCAGAACGUAAACCCAUUCACAAGCAGCCUGUCUAUAUCCCCAGGGAGGACGUCAAGAAGAAAAAAGCCGUGAUUAAGAAGACUGAGCUGACCAAGAAAGCUGAGAUGCGCUCCUCUCCAUCUCGGAAGAGUGUGUUAAAGUCUACUGCGGUCCGACACUCGCGUCCUGCCCAGGCCCACCCCUGUGCUAGGAGGAAACCUACAGUGGGUGUACCAGAGGGUCGUCGGCCCCUCAGUGUUGCUAGACAGUCUCGGGACAGAGCCUCAGUGGAGCUUGAUAGGCCCCGUCCCUCCUCGGUCGGGCCUCGUGACUCCCCAACACUACACAGACUGAUAGACGUGGAUGGUGGUUCUCAGAGCCCAAAGAGGUCAUCCCUGCCGCGGCCUGCCUCUAUCCUGAGCCGGCGUACCCUCCACCACCCACACGACCAGGAGGAGAGCUCCACCUCAAUCACCAGCUCCGGCUCCACCGCACCCCGCAGACCUACGUCGUUCCGUACAGAGGUCAGGGCGGAGCAUAGAACAGGACGUGCUCCUAGUUGGACAGGCACACAGUCGAUGCGUUCCCGCUCGCUGUGCAGCGGUCCCACCACACCCCGCACCCCAGGGUCAACAGCCAUUACCCCUGGAACCCCUCCCAGCUACAGCUACUCCUGCCGCACACCCGGAACCCCUCGCACCCCCGGCACACCACGUUCACUCAGCCUGCUGCAGGAGAAGAAGGUGGCUCUGCUCCGCACCCCUCCCAAGUCCCCUGCCACCACCCCCAAACAGCUUCGCGUCCUCAACCAGCCCCUGCCAGACCUCAAGAAUGUCAAGUCUAAGAUCGGCUCCACAGACAACAUCAAUUACCAGCCCAAGGGGGGCCAGAUUCAGAUUUUAAACAAGAAGCUGGACUUCAGUCACGUACAGUCAAAAUGUGGAUCCAAGGAUAACAUGAAGCAUUCUCCUCGUGGAGGCAAUGUGCAGAUCCAGACCAAGAAGAUUGACCUGAGUCAUGUGACCUCCAAGUGUGGAUCCCUGGACAACAUUCGCCACCGGCCAGGGGGAGGUAACGUGCGCAUAGAAAAUGUGAAGCUGGACUUCAAAGACAAGGCCCAGCCCAAGGUGGGUUCCCUGGAUAAUGCACACCACACCCCUGGUGGAGGCCUCAUUAUGAUCGAGAGCCACAAGCUGUUGUUCCGUGACACGGCCAAGGCCCGGGUGGACCACGGGGCGGAGAUCAUCAUGACCCAGUCACCGGGAACGGGCAUGUCAGGGACGCUGUCCCCCCACCGCCACAGCCACCUGUCCUCCUCCGACAGCAUCAACUUGCUGGAGCCUCCACAGCUAGCCACUCUGGCUGACGAUGUCACCGCUGCCCUGACCAUGCAGGGUUUGUGAGAGCCUUGACAACCUCUACCUGGAUACUUUGACCCCCACCCUGCCUCCAGUCAAUCCCAGCCCAGAUAUCCAGGCACCCAGACACCCCAGGCACCGGCCACCUUCACCCUUCCUCCAGCCACCAUAUCCCCCAGGCCUGGACCCCCCUCACCCCGUCCUGCCUACAGUCUCCUUCCAGUCCACCCCAGCCCUGAACACCUUCCCCCUGCCUACAGUCUCCCUCCAGCCCACCCCAGCCCUGAACACCUUUCCCCUGCCUACAGUCUCCCUCCAGUCCAUUCCAGCCCUGAACACCUUUCCCCUGCCUCCAGACGACUAAUCCCAGACUCCUGACACCCUGAACUUGCUUCCAGUUUAACCUGACCCCAAGCCUCGGACUCCCUCACUUUCCUCUAGUCCAACCCAGGCUCCCUCAUCAAGCCUCCACCCAGCCUUCAAUUUCCCUCAAGUCCACCUCUAGCCUCGGGUACCGAACAGCCCACCCUGCCUCAACCCCACUCUGCUUCUAGUCCACUCUGCUUCUAGUCCACUCUGCUUCUAGUCCACUCUGCCACUAGUCCACUCUGCCUUCCCUUUGCCUCCACUCAGCCUCUACUCUUCCUGCUAGUCCAUCCCAGACACCCUCGCCCCACCCGACCUCCAGUCCACCCUAGACUCCCUCACCCUGUCCCAGCCCUCAGACUCAGACACCGCCAUCCUGCAGCAGCCUCAUAUCCGCCGCCCGAUGGAGCUGCCUACCCUGCCCUAUGUCAUCAAGAUAAAUGAAGAAACAACAACAACAACCCCGAGGGAACUACAGAUUAUUUAGAAAGUACUUUUGGUCCAUUUUUGUUGAUAUUUCCAUUCCAAGUACCUGUAUUUGGUGUAUUUUUAUUUAUUUAUGCUGCAUAUAGAUAGAUAGGUAUAUAAAUAGUUAGAUGGUGUCGAAGCACUGACCCCAAAUCGGCUUUAGCUGUUUGCACAAAAUAAUCUGGGUAAGGGCCAGGUAUAGAGUGGGGUGGUCUCUGUUCAGUGCUUAGAAGCAGCUUUUUCUUGCCAUAGGUAGAAAGUCACGUGGCCAUGCCCAUACAAUACCCGUGCCUACUUGCCAACACGUCUUGUUUUUCUCAGUAAAGUGAAUGGAUGCCAGACUCAAUAUUCACCAUACAUCAAGCAUCCUUGAGGCAAAUCAUGCUUGUCCAACAUCCAAUAUAUAAUAAAUAUAUAAACAACUAUUAUAUAUAUAGUACCAGUCAAAAGUUUGGACACAUCUAUUCAUUACAUUUGAUUUUUUUUAAACUAUUUUCU
Oncorhynchus tshawytscha (Chinook salmon) is the source of this 6868-nucleotide messenger RNA. RefSeq names its product microtubule-associated protein 2 (gene map2). The coding region runs from base 317 to 5581 and encodes 1754 amino acids. Gene Ontology annotation, biological process: microtubule cytoskeleton organization; neuron projection development. The record is from RefSeq and is a predicted model, not a curated record. Gene Ontology annotation, cellular component: neuron projection. Gene Ontology annotation, molecular function: microtubule binding. Lineage: Eukaryota; Metazoa; Chordata; Actinopteri; Salmoniformes; Salmonidae. The transcript is spliced from 21 exons.